AUGCAGCAGGGGGGCGCCUCGCUGGCGCGGCUGCCCAGUGCCGGCAGAAAUAUGGACCAGCCCUUCACCUUCACCUCCCCAUUCACAGCGGCAGAAGAGUUGCGCCAGGCCGGAGCGGCGCCAGCGGGCAGCGUCCAGGGCGGCAGCGAGGAUGGGGAGCUGGACGGCGGCUCGCGCCGGCCCAGCGGCGUGCUGCGCUCGGCGGGGAGCGACCCCAACCGCAUGCGCCGCAACAUCAGCUGGCCGGACUUUGAGAACCAGGCCCCGCUGGCUCAGGUGGUGGAGUAUGAGCCGUCUGACCGCCACUCGGCACGCAGCGAGGAUGACUGGGGCAGCCCCCGCUCCUCGGGCUGCAUGUGCUGCAUCCAGUAG
This is a messenger RNA of Chlorella variabilis, 372 nucleotides long. Its product is annotated as expressed protein. Bases 1 to 372 code for a protein of 123 amino acids. The record is from RefSeq and is a predicted model, not a curated record. The transcript has a single exon. NCBI's taxonomy places the organism in Eukaryota, Viridiplantae, Chlorophyta, Trebouxiophyceae, Chlorellales, Chlorellaceae.